Messenger RNA from Bombus terrestris (buff-tailed bumblebee), 1169 nucleotides. RefSeq names its product DNA-directed RNA polymerase II subunit RPB7 (gene Rpb7). Gene Ontology annotation, molecular function: translation initiation factor binding; single-stranded DNA binding; single-stranded RNA binding. Lineage: Eukaryota; Metazoa; Arthropoda; Insecta; Hymenoptera; Apidae. The coding region runs from base 374 to 934 and encodes 186 amino acids. The record is from RefSeq and is a predicted model, not a curated record. Gene Ontology annotation, cellular component: RNA polymerase II, core complex; P-body. The transcript is spliced from 7 exons. Gene Ontology annotation, biological process: transcription initiation at RNA polymerase II promoter; positive regulation of translational initiation; positive regulation of nuclear-transcribed mRNA poly(A) tail shortening.
UAAGAAAAGCCAAAUAAAAUUGUAGCCGUUCGUCAAGUAUAUUUAAAAUAAAUAAAUAUACGUGUACAGAGUCCUUGAUACAAUAUAAAUCUCGUUAUCGCUCGUCGCGGAGAUACUCGUUAAUCUCGAUAUAGACCGUUCGAUACUUCGUAGCUAAUCGACUUAUAACUGCGCUAUCGUGUCCGUUGCUUAGUUAGUGUGGAGUGGCGGUAUUUGUUGUCGAGUGCCGCCACAAGAGCCACAUCUGACGGCCUUUGUGCGAAACAUACGAAAUGUGAAGUUAUGUUUGAAGAUAAGUAAUUAAGUUUGAGUUCUGUAUUUGUCGAAUGGCCAUACGUAUGUAUACAAACGUUUGGGGGGACCUGGUAUAAACAUGUUUUAUCAUAUAUCGUUAGAACACGAAAUUUUAUUACACCCUAGAUACUUUGGACCUCAAUUAUUAGAUACAGUGAAACAAAAACUAUAUACCGAAGUAGAAGGCACCUGUACAGGAAAAUAUGGUUUUGUAGUUGCUGUAACAACAAUAGAUAACAUUGGCGCAGGGAUCAUACAGCCAGGACAAGGUUUUGUUGUGUAUCCUGUUAAAUACAAGGCCAUUGUAUUUAGACCAUUUAAAGGAGAAGUAUUAGAUGCUAUAGUAACACAAGUAAACAAGGUUGGAAUGUUUGCUGAAAUAGGGCCACUUUCAUGUUUUAUAUCGCACCAUUCAAUUCCAGCAGAUAUGCAGUUUUGUCCAAAUAUAAAUCCACCAUGCUACAAAUCUAAAGAAGAGGAUGUAAUUAUUCAACCAGAUGAUGAGAUAAGGUUAAAAAUUGUGGGCACAAGAGUAGAUGCAACAGGAAUUUUUGCUAUUGGAACAUUGAUGGAUGAUUAUCUGGGUAAAUAUUUAUUUUAUCAGCCUAGUGAUUUCUUACAAUAUUAUUCAUUUCCAUAACACAUGUUUUCUUUUAUAGGACUUGUGUGUAAUUGAAUGCAUUCAAUACAUAGAUUGUUUUAAUGUAAGUUUUGCAUAUAAAUUAAAAUAUUUUAUUAUAAAAUAAUAACUUUUACAUACCAUAUAUAGUAGGGAAUAUUUAUUAUACUACCUUUUAAAUUCUAUAUUGUUUAAAUAUAUGUGUCAUUAAACAUGCAUCUACUUGAUCAUGAAUAAAUAUCUUAUUUAUUAUGAA